CAGAUGGCAGGUAGGUGGAGCGGGAAUUGAAAAAAAGUGAAACUUCACAAGUUAAUUUUUCUAGUUUUUGUUGAAAUUUUACUUUUAUUAUCAAGUUUUAUUGUAAUUUCCGUAUUUUCAACUGUUACUAUAGUUUCCCUCCGUCGUGUAUGCCAAAGCCUCCGAUCAAAACACGUUUCGAAUCGCGUAAUUUGGUUAAUUGACCCGUGCAUAAAAAAUGUGUUAUGUUUAUGUUUUGAACAUUGCAAUAACAUCAUUCUUUUUUGGAUGCUAAAAGGGCCAGUUUCCGAAUAUAAAUCCAGAUUUCACAAGAACUUUACCAGCAUUGAAUACUAUAUUAGGAAGUUAGUAUUCUUAGAUGGAACUGAAGUAUGUGCAACGGCUUUAAGGGACUGAAACCCAUCUCAUAUUGUUAGUCAAUUUUAGAUACAAUGCAUCGUCACAAAUCAGCGCCUAAAACUCGUACAAAUACUAAAUCAACAAUCAUUAGUAAGGAGGGCCUUCCACAUAGGCUGUCUUCAUUAUGAGUGGCAAAGAGCAACAGCUGACCAAUGAGGGCGCAUUCGAUCACACCUCCCCCCGUCCUCCGGUCAUCGGGGAAGAGAAGAGUCACUUCUUAUCCGAUUGGGGCAUGGAAGCAACCUCUACCUCCAAGCAGUAUGCAGAGGAUGUCUUUCGGUUUUCCAAACCGAGUUCACCACUUCCAAAAAGGAAUCUCACGCUUCCUAUUAACCCAUCCACCUCCUUUUCGGAGAUGACAGGGUCUUCCUGCAGGGCUUCCAGCAACCUUCCGGGCGGCGGUCGAUCACCUCCACCAUGCCUAAGGUGGGCCCAUUCCCUUCAUGCCUUAUUGCAGGAUGGGGAUGGCGUAAAGUUAUUUCGACAGUACUUAGAAUCGGAAGGCAAGCAACAUUCUAAUGCGUUAGACUUCUGGUUCGCCUGCGAGGGGCUGCGAAAGCAGCAAGGAGUGGAAAAAAUAAUGCAGCUUGUUAAACUAAUUUAUAAGAAAUUUUUUGUUAAGUCCCAACUUCCAGUACCUGAGGAGGUGCGAAAAGAAAUAGGAAAAAUUGUUAAGUCUUCCCAGUGCCUUGAUCCUCCGGUGACGCUUUUCGAUCAAGUGCAAGCUCAGAUCGAGCACUUGAUUGUUACGACUACUUACCCUAAUUUUUUGAAGAGUGAAAUGUACCUGCAAUACGUUGAGAAUGUACAAAGUACGAGUAGUAGUGGCAGCAGUAGCGAUUUUAGCAGCGGCAAUGAUCUAUCUAAUAUGGCCAGUGGAUUGGAUCCUCUACCUACAUUGCAUGAAGAUAUGGAGUUAAUUAUGAAUCCGCCAGUUCAUAUGAGUCAUACUUCAGGCAGCCUAAGUACCGGCCACCAUACUCCUAACAUCGCCUCUGGGGCGAUGCGGUUAACCAAAGAUGUCUUACUGUUAUCGCAAAAUCGUCGGGCAGUGGAUCUUACUAAAUCUGAGACGUUCGCGAAUAUGUUUGUAUAUCGUGGUGGUGCGGGCGCACAUGCCGCGUACAAUUCGUACAAUCCGGUCUCAAGGCAAGACAGCGAACUGCACAGUCUCAGUAGCCACUCGCAUUCCGACGCCAGGACGGAAUCGGAUCACAUGUCUAUGACCGACAGUUCUAUCGACGGACGUUCUUUGGGCCGUACCUCGCGCCGUCAAGCGGCCCUGAACAGAGAAGUUCAUAUGAACCAAGUGGUGAUUCCGCGAACCCAGUGGGUGGAUAAAUCCCGUUGCGUCCCGAUGGAACCGCACAAAUUUGCCUCAAUGCUCAUAGAAAAAUUAGAAAUGGUGAAAAAAGACAGAGAUACUCAGGAGUUAUUGGAAAAGAAAUUAAGGGAGAACGACACGUUCCCGAGCAUAAGUGAUCCAAAUAUAAGAGAAAAACUCCUGUUAGAUGACGAGAACGACCAGUCGAUCUUAGACGAUCAUGUUUCCUUAGUUUUUCCAGACACCCCUGCAAGAAGUCCGGGGAUUACUUCGCCACAUAAAAACAGACAUUUGGCGCCACCACCUAGAAGGAGAAAAGAUGGAUCAGUAUUCAGCAACGAUUCGGGCAAUGUGCAUGACUUCGCUGAUGGGUCGGAGCACAAAUUUAACAUGGUCAAAUCGAAAAGUAUGCCCGAGUAUCCUGAUGAACGGUUUGUUCGGGGCGCUGUUAGCAGAAGGUCUUCUUCGAAGAAAACUUUGGCAGACCAGGGAGAUAGUGGCGUUUCGGUGGUUUCAGAUAGCACAGCAAUGCCUCUUGUAAACAACAACAGGGUUUUGGCAUGGUUAAUGUCCGGCCAUAACGACAUGUCUGUUAAACAACGAAGUGGAAAUUACAGAACUAGUAGUGCCACUUCACCCAUUUCUAACAGGCAUAAAAAAGGUUUUGGUUCGCGGUCGAGCUCAGUUGAGAGAAAUAGUGCGACCGGCGGGAAUUUGGUUCCAGCGCAGCCGUUUGUGGCCGAUCCGUCGAAACCUCCCAUGCAGAUGCCGAAUACUCUUACUCAACUUGAGGAGGCGAGAAGGAGGUUAGAGGAUAACGUAAGGACGAGAUCCAAACAAAGGUCGUCUUCAAACCGCCAUUUCGCCGAACCCACCCAAAGCAGUCAAUCGACGCUCAGGAAGUCGCAACAGCAUAAUGCGAGGCCUUCAUUGCCGGUGGCUCCGCCAGCUGAUGAAUUUACUAUAGUCGUUUUCUCUUUUUGCGAAGAACAAUUUCCAUACAGGACGAAAAUUCCUGGGGCGCAGAUUACUCUUAAGCAAUUUAAGGAUUAUUUGCCUAAAAAGGGAAACUAUCGAUAUUUCUUCAAAACGGUUUGCGAAGAACUAGGCAAUCAAGUAAUCCAAGAAGAGGUGAGCAACGACAGUGAUAUACUUCCUCUGUGGGAAGGAAAAAUAAUGGCUCAAGUAAAGCCUAUCGACUGAUAUUUUAAUUAAUUUUCGUUUUAGGAUUUUUGUUUUUGUUAAAUACGUACGGUCAUCGAUAUUUUAAUUUUGAACAAAAAUUGAAAUUGGUCAAUAACGCCGCAAUUGAAAAGCGGUUUCUAAUCGAAGCAAUAACUAAUAUUUAAAAACCAAUGAAAAUUUUUUUUUAAAAUAUGCGCAUUUCUUUCACUGCCAUUUAAAUAAUAUAUAUUUAUCGUUGCACUUGGGCCUAUAACGUAGUUACAAAAAUGCCUAUGCGUUUACCACUUGCCUAAAAAUCGCACAUUGUUGUAAGAUAGAUUAUAUAAUUUUAUGUAAUAAUGUUUUACUGUUGACAGAUGAAUUGGUCUGUCUGUCAAAAAAAAGUGACAUUUGACAAGUAGUUUUGCGCCUUAUUGGUUUAAAACUUCAAUUUUUAUAGUAGUUUGGUAGAUCUGAUUUUUAAGUUCUAACAUAUUGUUUCGCUCGCACAAGGUAUAUAGUGUAGGUGCAUGAGAAGAAGUGCCUUUUAAAAUUUAUACUUAAAAUAUAAAUAAUCAUAUUGACGACUAUAAAAUAUAUUAGGGCAGCUUUUUGUGUUUUUUUUUUAAUUCAAUCUAAACUGAAUAUACCUCAUUUUCACGUAUUUUCAACACUUUGUUCGAUUUAUAUUUUACUUAAAUAGUACGUAAUCAAAUUUUAUAUAAUGCUUUUGUCAUUCAAAACCAACAUGUACAUUUUAUUUGUAACAUUUUGUCAAUUUAUUUUAUUUAUUCAAUGUCAUAGGUUAGGCUUUAACUCUUAUUUAUUGUAAAUAUUAUUUUAUUUCCUCCUAUAGAUGAAUUAAUAGUUAUUUUUAUACACUACUUUUGAAGAAAAGUAAGGCAGUAUUUUAGUGAGGUGCCAUAUAAAAUAUGUGGUGCAUUGUGUAAAAGGAAUCCAAAUAAAUGUACACUCUUUGUCACCAGUGGAAAAUAAAGUUAGUAUUUUAUA
This is a messenger RNA of Anthonomus grandis grandis, 3898 nucleotides long. It is a transcript of the gene Axn, whose product is annotated as axin. The record is from RefSeq and is a predicted model, not a curated record. The coding region runs from base 524 to 2926 and encodes 800 amino acids. Gene Ontology annotation, biological process: negative regulation of canonical Wnt signaling pathway. The transcript has 16 exons. Lineage: Eukaryota; Metazoa; Arthropoda; Insecta; Coleoptera; Curculionidae.